Messenger RNA from Acanthoscelides obtectus, 1003 nucleotides. The record is from the annotation of a GenBank genome assembly. Lineage: Eukaryota; Metazoa; Arthropoda; Insecta; Coleoptera; Chrysomelidae.
ACGAACUGACGCAUAUUGCACCCAUCCCACGCCUAGCACGGUCCCAGCCUAUUCCCACGUGGUUUGAUUUGUGCGAGCAACACAGUUUCGUGGAAUCGUGGGUCACUUUGUUUACGUUUUUCAAUUCAAAAUGGAGAAAUUGAUCGAACUCGUUCGGGAGAAUCCUGUGUUGUAUGACACUUCACAUGAGGAUUAUAUGAGAACAAAAUUAAAAAAUGAGUUGUGGGAGAAGAUAGCCAGAGAUUUAAAUUAUACAAGUGGCAAGGAUGCUAAAGAACAAUGGCGGAAGCUAAGAGAGUGUCAUCGUGAAGCUAUCCGAAGGCAACAAAAGAAAAGUGGACAACAAACAACCACUACGAAACCAUGGACCUAUCAAAAACAAAUGGAUUUUUUAAAACCAUACAUGAAAAACAGACUCACUGCUGGAUGUCCCAGCACCUCAGCUCCUGAUGACAGCCAGGUAGAAGAAGAAGAUGUACUCUCUGCUGAUCCACCAAGUGUUCAAUCAGAUUUUGAAACAGAUCAAUCCAUGGAUACACCCACUUCAAAAAAAGCGAAAAAAUCUGGUGAUCCUCUAUUGAGAAAAUACAUCGAAGAUGGUGAGAAAAGAGCUAAGAGUCGGGAAGAAUUACGUCAAAAACUAAUAGCUCAAUCUCAGCAAGAAGCAGUGUUACAAAAUGAUGCUCUACAUCUUUUUUUUAUGUCAAUGUACAAUGUAACAAAAAAUCUUCCUACCAAAUUUCAAAGGCAAGUCAGAAGAAAAGUUUUUGAUGUCGUCUCACAAGCAGAAGAUGAUGCUGAGCAAGAGAUAGAGAAUCAUAGAAUUAAUUCAUCAACCUCCAGUACUAGUGGACUAUCUGUGGUGACACAACAAUACCCUGAAUUCUUUACUCUACAUCAGAAUCCAUCAUUGAUUCGUCCUGUAGAAGCAAAUGAAGAGGAUCUAGAAACAAACAUUGGGGAAGAAGAAGAUAAUUUACCAAGAGCAUUCCUUACUUUGUAA